Messenger RNA from Fukomys damarensis (Damara mole-rat), 3560 nucleotides. RefSeq names its product ubiquilin 4 (gene Ubqln4). Gene Ontology annotation, biological process: ubiquitin-dependent protein catabolic process. Gene Ontology annotation, cellular component: cytosol. The transcript is spliced from 11 exons. The record is from RefSeq and is a predicted model, not a curated record. Bases 1 to 1770 code for a protein of 589 amino acids. NCBI's taxonomy places the organism in Eukaryota, Metazoa, Chordata, Mammalia, Rodentia, Bathyergidae. Gene Ontology annotation, molecular function: polyubiquitin modification-dependent protein binding.
AUGUACCGAGUGCAAGGCUCUCGAAAAAGGCAGGGUCCCCCAGCCUCCACAGUGGUCUCUGCCUCUUCAUCACAGUUCAAAGAGGAAAUCUCCCGGAGGUUUAAGGCUCAGCAGGAUCAGCUGGUCCUGAUCUUCGCAGGCAAGAUCCUCAAGGAUGGAGACACACUGAACCAGCAUGGGAUCAAGGACGGGCUCACUGUCCAUCUGGUUAUCAAAACCCCUCAGAAGACUCCAGAUCCAGCUGCUGCCACCGCCUCCUCCCCCUCCACUCCUGACCCCGCCUCAGCACCCUCCACCACGCCUGCUUCACCUGCCACCCCUGCCCAGCCUUCCACCUCUGGCAGCACCACUUCGGAUGCUGGCAGUGGAAGUCGGAGGAGCAGUGGGGGGGGUCCUUCCCCGGGGGCUGGGGAGGGGCCCCCCAGUGCUGCCGCAUCUAUACUCUCUGGCUUUGGGGGUAUCCUGGGGCUGGGCAGCCUGGGCCUUGGCUCUGCCAACUUCAUGGAGCUGCAGCAGCAGAUGCAGAGGCAGCUGAUGUCCAACCCUGAGAUGCUGUCACAGAUCAUGGAGAACCCCUUGGUCCAGGAUAUGAUGUCUAACCCUGACCUCAUGCGUCACAUGAUCAUGGCCAACCCCCAGAUGCAGCAGCUGAUGGAGCGGAAUCCUGAGAUCAGCCACAUGCUCAACAACCCAGAGCUCAUGAGGCAGACAAUGGAGCUUGCUCGGAAUCCAGCCAUGAUGCAAGAGAUGAUGCGGAACCAGGACCGGGCCCUGAGCAAUCUGGAGAGCAUUCCCGGGGGGUACAAUGCCCUCCGGCGCAUGUACACGGACAUCCAGGAGCCCAUGUUCAGUGCUGCCCGGGAGCAGUUCGGCAACAAUCCCUUCUCCUCCCUGGCCGGGAACUCCGACAGCUCUUCCUCCCAGCCUCUGCGGACUGAGAAUCGAGAGCCCCUCCCGAACCCCUGGAGCCCCUCGCCCCCUGCCUCCCAGGCCCCUGGGACCGGUGGGGAGGGCACCGGAGGGUCAGGGACCAGCCAGGUGCACCCAACAGUCUCGAACCCCUUUGGGAUCAAUGCGGCCAGCCUAGGGUCAGGGAUGUUCAACAGCCCGGAGAUGCAGGCGCUCCUGCAGCAGAUCUCUGAGAACCCCCAGCUCAUGCAGAAUGUGAUCUCGGCCCCCUACAUGCGCAGCAUGCUGCAGGCGCUGGCCCAGAACCCCGACUUUGCUGCUCAGAUGAUGGUGAAUGUGCCGCUCUUUGCGGGGAACCCCCAGCUUCAGGAGCAGCUCCGCCUGCAGCUCCCUGUCUUCCUGCAGCAGAUGCAGAACCCGGAGUCACUGUCCAUCCUCACGAACCCCCGUGCCAUGCAGGCGUUACUGCAGAUCCAGCAGGGACUGCAGACCUUGCAGACCGAGGCCCCUGGGCUGGUCCCCAGUCUUGGCUCCUUCGGGAUGCCCCGCACUCCGGCACCCUCGGCAGGCAACAACUCUGGGUCCACUGCGGAAGCCCCCACCUCCCCGCCAGCACCGGCAGCUGCGUCUCCCACCGGGCCUUCCAGUGCCCAGCAGCAGCUCAUGCAGCAGAUGAUCCAACUGCUGGCCGGAAGUGGAAACUCACAGGUGCAGACCCCAGAAGUCAGAUUUCAGCAGCAGCUAGAACAGCUCAACUCCAUGGGCUUCAUCAACCGUGAGGCCAACCUCCAGGCCCUGAUCGCCACCGGAGGGGACAUCAACGCUGCCAUCGAGAGACUCCUGGGCUCGCAGCUCUCCUAACCCUCAGCCCGUGCCUCCUGCCCUCUGACUCAGUGCCAGCCUUCGGUGCCUGUCAGCCCCUCCCUCUGCAGUUUGUCCCUCUGCCUUCCUCCUGUCCUCUCCACACAGCAGUGAUCUUAGAGGCAUGGGCCCCAGCCCCGUAGCUCUGUCACAAUUUCAGUUUUACUGCUGUCUCCUGACAGAACCUUCCCCGCCGGCCCUUCUGGAGCACACCGCCCUUUAAACAGUUUACAGUCCAGUCGACCGGCCCCUCCUGGCACAGCCACCUUUUGAAGUCUUCGGGCUUCUCAGUGGGACCUGGAGUAGCAGGGGACCUGGCUGUGCGUGUGGAGCGCAGUCUUCCAUCCGUACCACAAGGGCUUAGCGUGGAGCCACCUUCCUUCCCCUCGCUCCCUGCCCGGAGCAGCCAGCCUGGAAUGACACGCUGAAGGGGAGCGCCGGUGGUCCGCCUGCUUUUCCUCCUCAACUUCUGUUCUGGUUACUGCACCCAGCACUUCCUCAUUCUCUGGGGACUCCAGGGGCCAGCAGAGAUGCCUACUCCCCUGCUCUCUGAGCAGGACCGACGGGCCUGGCAGCAGCCUGGGCGCUGGAGUGCGUGAGGAGGGUCGCAGUUCCUCGGAGGAAGAGGCUGAGUGAGGCAGCCUGAGCCAGAAGCUUGGACUGUAAUGGACAUUUGGGGUGUGGAAGCACUCGGAGCUCUUUUAAUCGGGAGAACGCUGGCCAGGCCUGGCAGAGAAAUAAGAUCCUGGGAGAACCAGACUCAAGGGGGCUCCACGAAGCUGAGCAUUUGGAACUCACGGAGUCCGGGGGGCCCUACUUCCUCAAUCGCGCCUAGGUACGCACUGGCGCGGGUUCCGAUGGAACCAGCACCUUCCUGCAUCUUGGCACAGUCAUUUCUGCUCCCUUGAAGAGAUAUGCAAAGGUGGAGACCUGUCUCAGCAGAGGUGUGGCGUGCGUCUGCGUGCUGAUUGCUGUAGUGCGCCCAAGAGAGCUGGGUUCCCCGCACCUCGGUGCUGGGCCGCCAACAGUACACAAGCAGUGUGGUACCUUCUGGAACUGUCAGGCUGUGACUGGCCUUUUACUUCCUGUCUCUGCUUUCAGUAAUCACAGAGGGAUUUCUCCCUCCAGAGUCCUUUUGUUCACUGUUCUUUCUGGGCCAGAAAGUGUUUUAGUUUGUUUGAGUUUUUUGUGGUGCUGGGGAUUGAACCCAAGGUUUCGCACAUGCUGGGUAAGUGCUGGACCAAGGCUCCGCCCCCGGCACAGUUCUUCAGGAAGGAGAGGACAGGGUGGCGAGGCCUUGCAUCUGGACCUGGAUGUGGCUCUGCCUGGGCCCCAAGGAGGCUCUGUCACCCCCACCCCCUGGCGUGGGGGAUCCCUGGCUGAUGAUAUGGACGAGGCAAGAGGAACAGCCUGCUAGGAGUGGGAAAGGGUCCCAGCAGUCCAGAGAUGCCUGCCCAUCCCUUCUGACCUCCCCAGUGCUCACACUGGCCUCUGUAAAUAAAUGGUGUGGUCUUUGUUGUGAGAGCGCGUUGCUGUUUGUUCUCCAAGAAUGAGGAGGCUUUUUACAGGACACAAGGUAGGACCCAGAGGAGCCUGAAGCCAGAUUUGGUUAUCACAGGUGCUAGGAGACUGAGAAUUAAGAGAUAAUGGGCCAGGGAUUUAGCUCAGUGGUUCCACCUGCUUCACAAGCCCAAGGUCCCAAGUUUGAUCCCUGGUACUGGGGGCCGGGGGGAGGACCAGCUUGAAAUACAUACUAAGACCCUGUCUCAAAAAACAAAAAAACCCCAGAA